Molecule: messenger RNA, 5391 nt
Organism: Fusarium fujikuroi IMI 58289
Lineage: Eukaryota; Fungi; Ascomycota; Sordariomycetes; Hypocreales; Nectriaceae
Exons: 3
Coding region: 1-5391 (1796 amino acids)
Source: RefSeq, a predicted model, not a curated record
AUGGCUCCCAACCAAUCUCACCUCAGUAACUCAAAAUACGGCUAUGACUUUGUCGUCGCCACCACUCAGGAAAGCAUUAAUGUCGGCCUCAUCCAAUACCUCCAGAAUACUGGAAGAACCCAGGAGUAUACCUACCUUUGCUUUUUAGCUGACCAGAAUGGUGACCCCACGAGCGAGGUACCCCUCGAAGAUGUUGUCAGACUCAGCGGCGGGAUUAACCCUUUUGACAUUCCCGAUGGCACAAACUGGGAGGACGAACGUAUCCAGAAGAUUGUUCCCAGUGGAUGGGGAUCAAAAGGAUCGUGGAAGUGGUUCAGCCAGCCUCCCGGAAAGCCGUGGUAUGUGAAAACACAGACCAAUCUUCUCAACUCGGAGCUAGACAGGAACCUCAACACUCCAUACUUCAAUGCUCACCCAGCGGAGCGUGAUGCACUCAGACUUAGAUUAGACAACAUUUCAGACUCAGCAUUCAGCCUGCAGCAGCUCCUUUUCAACCUCGACAACGCUAUCGCCCAAUCAGUUCCUACGUUCGUUGGAGUCACAGAUGAGACAGCUUCGUAUCUAUUGGGUAAAUCUUUCAUCAAUAUCUGGUCUAAAAUCGCCAAGCAAUACGGUCUACCACUCAUUGGAGUCACUGCGGUUGCUCAACAUCCAGACGGAUCACCACUACGACUAACUGCCCUCGAGCGCUGGGUCAGUCCAGUCGUUGAUUCUUCAUCUGGUGAGCAGGUCAAGAAUCCGUCUGAACUUGAGAUAGCUGCCACGACGCUCAACUAUCUGUGUGCAACUGAUGGACAUCGACUACCAGGACCUUCGUCCUUCAACUGGAAUUGGAUCGAACCACAAGAUCUUGCUCAAUCCAGCGGCGUUAUCUCUAUCAAGAGAGAUACCAUGGCGCGGUACCUGGUUGACCAGAUUCUCCCUCAGGUCCGAAGCUCUUGUAUCAAGCCGAAUGUAAAUGUGACAGCAGAGAAUGAGCUGGGUAAAGUCAAGUACGAAUGGGACUUUACACCUGGACAGGAGCCGCAUACAGUCGAAAUUCCACCUUCUGGCCCUCUCGUUGCCAAAUUAGACUACAGCUUUUCAGUCCGAGCAGACGACCAUUACGCUCUUACGUAUGGAGAACUCAAGAUCAGUUCAACUUAUUCUUGCACUAUUGUGUUCGGCAACUAUGACCAGACCAAGAACCCGCCGGUCUACAUAGGUGGCAACACCUUCACUGUCGUGCAGUGUCUCUGGAUUUGGGUUUUCGUUCAGUGGGCAGCCUCUAAAGCAGAUGCGUACGUCGUCAACCAGACUCGUUCAGACGAGUUUGUCAUUUCUGUCGAUGAGAACGGCGGUCUGACCUCUUCGGCGACCCAUAACUCAACUAUGACUGAUAGUGCGAAAGAUAUUGAAAUCGGCUUUGCCGAUAAGUUUUUGGGCCUCCAAACCAGGCUCAAAAACAUCAAGAACACCAUCUCAGCCUUACCCAAUGCUAGGCUUAAGAGUCUCCCCUUCAACAGCAUCAAAAACUUUGUGUUUCCUGGAGCCAAAGUUUUCUCUUACAAGGACGCGUCUUUCUCCAAUCACUCUGAUCUCGCUUGUCGCAUCACUUAUGUGAGCCCGACAGAGGACCCUUGGAAGCUGAUGAGAUCUGACCUGAGUCACCGGACCGACGACCCUCCCGAGACUAUCUAUCUUGACGAGGUUCCGUCUCUUGCAGCCUUUGUUCUGCAACUUCGAGCUGGAGAGCUAAAGCGACUAGAAGAAGAGCAUAUGGCUGAGAAACCACCGCUUCCAAUUGAGGACCCAACUCUUAUGAAUACGGACUGCUUGGGUAUCAGUGUUGCCCAAAAUGGCGACAAGAAUUCCAAUGCCGAGGGUAUGUCUACCACUCUCAAGCACUCGCCACCCGCCGAAAAAGUCAAAUCCAAACGGCAUCAAGAACGAGCAGUGAUCGCGAGUAGCACAGAGCUAAUGAUUAACUACGUACAGGGAGAAUUGGUUAAUCCUGAGGGAGAGUUCCGCGCUCUCCAGACUGCCAAUGGGACCGCGUUACUCUUUGCAAUCGACUCUUCGGGUGUAUUCAAUGUCUUUGAAGAGAAUGUUGCAGAGACAAGAACAGGCUGGAGAGCUACCAAUUUGUCAACCAAGAUCAUCAACGAGAAGUUCUCAUCAGGCGCAAAGGCUGUUCAUUUCGACGUUGGACAGAGUGUCAUGAAUGACUAUACCAUAAGUUUAGCCAUGGCAGUACGUUCUAAUGGGUCUGAUAAUUUAUUCCUUUCACUCAACAACUCGCCUUCCUCUACUUCUCCAUGGAUUUCCAAUCCUGAUUGGAGAUCUUUCCCUUUUGAUGCGCAGAGCCGACCAAGCUCGAUUCAAAUCACUGGUAUUUACAUUUCUGAGACGGACCAGCAACAGCAGUACAUCAUGGUAGACAUCCUUCGGAACCCGAACUCUGAUCUCAAGGCCACGUCUCGGUAUAUCGUCGAUCCUUUCUCAACGGGAGUUCACUGGAUGCCUCAUACGCUUCCCUUUGAAGUUGAGCAGGGUACUUAUCAGAGCUGCGUAGGCCGCGUUCCGGGUGCCUUUGUCGACGGCAUCUAUACAGUUGGUUCCGUUAAAGGCGUCGCUCAGAUGUCCUAUGUGCCACUCUUCAACUCAUCAGGCAGUGCUGCACCUAUGCCAACCCGUUUGCCUCUUCCCAACAAAGCAUUGGCAACAGCAAUCGACUCAGCCCGGUAUCCAGAUGGCACUACUGACUUUUAUGCUGUUAGCGACUCCACGCUGUACAGAUGGAGUUCCAGCCAGCAACUGCGAGACAAUACGGUUGGGACGGCUUUGUUGACUAACCCGGUCUUUGCGGGCACUGAUACUCUAAUUGCACUUAUCCACGACGGCAUCACAACAAUCUUUGGCAAGAAUUCCAGUGAUGCGGUAUACUACACAUCAUGCCAGAUUAACCAUCUUGCCGACCCCAUGCUCUGGAGUGCCCCCGUCCCUGUCCUCCAUGGAAUUGAGCGUAUCACCUCAUUUAUCAACCUAAAGGACGGCGGCAACACAGUCUUUGCAGCAGGGGCCAAUCGGAUCGAUAAGAUUACACAAGCUACAAACACAGAGUCCAAACUGUGGCGUGCCCAAUCCAUUAUGCUCGAGGCAAGUCCACAGAGCAAGCCUAUGUCUUUCACCUCGUACACCACUACGAUCAUUGUCAAAGGGCCAGACGGUCAUCGCUUGACCGAAGGCGAGAUUCUUCUUUCAACGGUGGCCCGUACCCCGGUGUACAUUGAUGGGAUCUACUACAUUCUUUCCACCACUCCGGUGACUGUCGCUGUUGGUGUAUCUGGUCAAGUGAUGGUCAUCCAGGCGACUGACAGUAUUGUCGGGUCUACCAUCAGUGUACAGUUGGGUGAAGCUGAGCAUGUUGUCAACCCCAUGGCCAUUUCAUUUGACAAACUCGCCAAACUCUCAACUAAGGACGCUUUGAAGAAUGCCCAGAUUCGAACGAAUACUGUCGCAGGUGGUGUGACGGAAAGCUCUGGUACGAAUUCAUUGGUUCUAUCCUCUGUAUCUGACUCAGAACUUCAGGCGACAGCCAACAAUAUGAAGCUGUUGACGGAAACUUACAAAGUGAACCGAUCUAGGGAACAGCAGUCUUCACUCGGCAUGACAGCUCCUGUCACUUCAAUGGUAGUAUCGCAAGGUAGCAAAGUCUCCGGGUUCGAGGAUUCCAUUGCCAUAGCGAUUGGAGACUUGUUCAACUGGCUCAAGACGGGAGUUGAAAAGGUAGUGGACUUCGUCAAGAACGCUGCUACUGGACUUUGGGAUUUCGUCGUCAAGAUUGGCAACGACAUUUAUCGUGCUAUUCUCGAUACAAUCGACGCUGUCGUUGGGGCUGUUGAAUGGGUUUUUGACAAAAUUAAGACGGGAGUCAGCAAGGUUCUUCGAUAUCUUGAGUUCUUGUUUGACUGGGACGAUAUCCGUCGCACCAAACAGGUGGCACACAACUUGGUCAAAUAUUGUCUGGUCGACAUGGUAACUGGCAUCCAGACUGCCGAAGGAGAGUUAGACGAGUGUAUAGGCGAGGCCCAGAAAGCAGUCGCUGAAUGGUCCGGUAUCAAAGACUGGUCAGGGCUGGGUGAGGCAGCUUCGAAACCGCCAUCGGGACAUGCAGUUGAUACUACCAAGAGCGAGACUUCUGGCUCGCAAAUGAUUAUGGGACACUUGAAAAACCAAGCCGAUAACAUCACGAUACAAGGUUCAAUGCCAGAACCGAGUCUGGUGCAGGGUUUAGUGGACGACAUGAUCGCAGCGCUGGAGGCAGAAGGGUUGGUCUUCCUGCAGGCCUUCAGACAACUUCAAGACCUUGCAAAAGAUUUCUCGACUCUGAGUCUCGCAGAUAUACUCAAAAGACUUGUUGGAAUUCUCGUCGAAGGUAUUCUUGGAACCACCAAGGUGGUCGUUAAUGCUAUUCUGGACGUCUUGCAUAGACUCGCUGGGACUGUCGUCGAAAUGCUCGACACCAAAAUUCACAUACCCAUCAUAUCCGAUAUACUUAAUCUGAUCGGAGUCCCCGAUAUUUCCUUCCUUGAUCUAUUCCUUUGGAUCGGUGCAGCAGGUGUCACAGUCGUUUACAAGAUUGGCACAGGCGAAGCUCCAUUUCCGGACAACGCUACGACCCGUGCAUUAAUCAAUGCGACAGAUUGGGCUUCAUUCUCAGCUGUCGUCAAGCAACCUCCUCUACUAUCAUCUAAAGAGAAAUACGACGGCACUCCUCGCUUGAGUGUAUCGCGUGAGAUAGGGCGUAUCAUCUAUAUCGUGGGCCACGGCCUUGCUGGUUAUAUUAUCAUGGCAGGAACCUAUAUCUUCUACCCCGAAGCUAUAGAUCCUAAUCCAAAAAACCCACGCCGUAUACCCACAGCUGUACUUGGCGCAGCCGGUGCUGUCACUCUCGUUGCCACAGACUUCCUCUUUGCAACGAUCCCCCUCGAGAACUCAUUCAUCUCUACCCUUCGGAAGGUCACCGGUCUUGUCACUGUUCUAUUCAAGUGUUUAUUCUCUAGCCAGGCUCAGAAGUUCUUUGACAAGUACCAAUUUCUGAAUGUCCUUACGGCUGCCGACCCUAGAAAGAUCGGGGCCAUAUUUGACAUGGUCGUUGCGGCACCGGCCUUUUUCUGUAUAUUCUACCACUUCCAGGAGGUCAGAGAGAAACCUGCCAGUAGGGAUAGGACAUUGGCCAUUAUGGAGGAGACAUCUCGUAUGAUGGCAGUCUUUGCGCGGGUGUCGUAUACCGUUGCUGUUAACGCGCCUGACCCAGUUGAUAAAGUUGUAGCAGCCAGCUCUAUGUCAGCAUGUCACGUUGUCACUGCUGCUUUGGAGUUCACUUGCUCGGCGAUGAUGUGGGAUUAA